UUCUGCUUCAGUUCUAUCAAAUCUGAGCAGAGGCAAGACUCUGUCUGGCUGUCGAGUUUUCCUGCGAAUUUAAUUGAACUUUUAUCCAAAAUGUCUGAGGAACAACUAAUUUCUGUUCCAAAUGAGCAACCUACCAUUGCUUUGAGGGCUUCAACAGGGAGUUCCAACAAGAAGGCACUGAAGGUGGCAGGACUGGCGGUGUUGGCUGCCUUGCUCAUCGCAGGUCAGGCCUUCACUGCCUACUCGGUGUACAAGCAGAGCGAGAAGCUCAGCCUGCUGGAGAGACGCUCAGACCGUCUGCAGGAGAUGACCGUCAGGGCCAGGGCUAAUCGCACUCCAAUGAAGAUGGCCGUACCCAUGAGCUCCUUCCCUCUGCUGGUUUCUGAUUUCUCAGAUAAGAAGGUGGAGUCCACUCCUCCUCCUGAAGCACCUCUGACUAAGUGCCAGCAGGAGGCUGCAGGUUUGGUCCAAGUCUCUCUGCCAUUGUUCAAGCCCAAGUGUGAUGAGCACGGUGCCUACGAACCUGAGCAGUGCUGGCAGAAUGCUAGGUGCUGGUGUGUGGACGAGAAUGGAACUGCAGUUGCUGACUCUGUGGUGGAGGGCCGUGCUCAGUGCAGUGCCACAAAGGUUUAGAAUCUGCCAAUAAGAACUGAGGGAUGAAUAUCCACAUCCACAUGAAGACUCUUUUUUUCCAUUUUCUUUUUCUGGCUUUCAGAAAUUAAAGUAGUGUGAAACAUUAAAUACUGUUAUGAGCAGACAUUAAGCGCAUUACACAUUUUUGGGAUAGUUGGUUAAAAUAAAGCUUCAUAAGCAUCAUAAUAUAAUGAUAAGCAUAAUGCACUGUCUUGGUUAGUUUGGGCAUGUUCUGAGAAACUAUUCUUACUUUGUUAUAUCAUAUUUUAACAGAAUAUGCUUAUUAUCCUUUUCAUUUAUUAAACUACAGUGUGUGAUAAGACACUGAGUAGUGCAUGAUAUUAAUGAGAAUAUAAUGAAUUUGGACAACUAAAAUUGGUGAAAAUAAAUUUGUACUAACAAAA
Ictalurus furcatus (blue catfish) is the source of this 1037-nucleotide messenger RNA. RefSeq names its product CD74 molecule, major histocompatibility complex, class II invariant chain b (gene cd74b). NCBI's taxonomy places the organism in Eukaryota, Metazoa, Chordata, Actinopteri, Siluriformes, Ictaluridae. Bases 91 to 633 code for a protein of 180 amino acids. The record is from RefSeq and is a predicted model, not a curated record. Gene Ontology annotation, molecular function: MHC class II protein binding; macrophage migration inhibitory factor binding. The transcript has 6 exons. Gene Ontology annotation, biological process: intracellular protein transport; cell-matrix adhesion; antigen processing and presentation. Gene Ontology annotation, cellular component: membrane; basement membrane.